This is a messenger RNA of Calliphora vicina (urban bluebottle blowfly), 315 nucleotides long. RefSeq lists its product as uncharacterized. The coding region runs from base 1 to 315 and encodes 104 amino acids. The transcript has a single exon. The record is from RefSeq and is a predicted model, not a curated record. NCBI's taxonomy places the organism in Eukaryota, Metazoa, Arthropoda, Insecta, Diptera, Calliphoridae.
AUGUACUGGCCCAACAGAAUAUCAAACACACACCUCUGGACAGUCACAAAUCAAAGGCAAAUACAUUCCGAAGUUUUGAGAAGGAAAUGGCGAUGGAUAGGCCACGCAUUACGAAGACCACCCGGAGAUGUAACCCGCAAUGCCAUUGACUGGAAUCCGCAAGAUAGUAGAAGGAGAGGACGGCCUGCCCACACUUGGAGAAGACAGUUAGACAUAGAGGCUUCGCUAGCAGGAAAAAGUUGGAAUGAAAUCAAGAACCUAGCAUCAAACAGAAACGAUUGGAAAUCUUUCGUUGAGGCCUUAUGUUCCUUAUAG